Messenger RNA from Ornithodoros turicata, 2061 nucleotides. Its product is annotated as Na(+)/citrate cotransporter-like. Gene Ontology annotation, biological process: citrate transport; transmembrane transport. Gene Ontology annotation, cellular component: membrane. Bases 33 to 2033 code for a protein of 666 amino acids. Gene Ontology annotation, molecular function: succinate transmembrane transporter activity; citrate transmembrane transporter activity. The record is from RefSeq and is a predicted model, not a curated record. The transcript is spliced from 14 exons. Lineage: Eukaryota; Metazoa; Arthropoda; Arachnida; Ixodida; Argasidae.
GCCAGUAGGCUUGCGGCUAAUGGCCAUUCUCCAUGGGACAGAACUGCGCCAUUUUUGUGAAGUCGAACAAGAACAACAGCACUGAGCACUUGCCAUCGUCAUCAUUGCUCGUGCAAUCGUUCUUCUUCCGCACUACCCGGGUGCCGGUGCCACAGGUCUUCCAGAGAAGCAUUAUGGCAGAACAUCUGUCCACGUUCUUCUGGGCAAACUGGCGGAGGCUAAUGGCGUUCUUCGUGCCCAUCAUCUUGCUGCCUAUGUUCGUCGUCUACGACUCCAAGGAAAGCCGGUGUGCGUACGGCUUCGUCCUCAUCUCCAUCUUCUGGAUUUUCCAGCUGGUCCACACUGCUGUCACAUCCCUUCUUCCAGUUUUCAUAUUUCCGAUGCUUGGAAUUCUCACGACGGCCGACAUUUCUGAACCAUACAUGAAGGAUGCCAUAAUGAUGUACCUAGCAAAUAUGAUCCUGACCAGUGCUGUGGAACAUUGCAACCUCCACUACAGGACAGCGCUUACCAUCCUCCUUGGUGUUGGAGCCAGCACAAAGAGGAUGAUGCUCGGCCUAAUGCUCGCCUCCAUGUUCUUGUCAAUGUGGGUACGAAAUAACGUCGUAACACUUAUGUUCCUGCCAAUUGUUGACUGCGUAGUGUCGGAGAUUUCCAAGAAAGCAGUUGGAGCACCUGCUCAACGAAGAAGUGUAACCCUCGACCACGCAUUCAAAUCUGGCAUGGAUGAAACGGGGGAGGACAGGGAGGAGAGCCAGAAAGCAAUGGGGCCACCGUGUGUGCAUGAAGAAAACGUGCAGCCACCGUUUAAUCCUGACCAAAACGUACAGCCACCGUUUAAUCCUGACCAAAACGUACAGCCACCGUUUAUGCCCCAAGAAAAUGUACACCCGCCGUUUAUGCCUCCAGACAUAGCAAGCUACGAAGAAAAGAAGCAAUUUCAGCGUAUCCUGUUGCUGGCCGUGGCGUACGCAGCCAGUAUCGGUGGCACAGGAUCACUGGUCGGAACUUCGCCGAAUCUUCUGCUGUGGGGAGUUCUAGAGGACUUAUACCCGCAUGUCACUCAACUCACAUUUGCUACGUGGAUGUACUACAAUGUUCCUCCCAUGCUGUUAUGCGUCACGUUCGCGUGGCUUUACCUGUACCACUGUCAUGUCCCUAAGAGGUACCACGGAGAGAAGGCAGAUCACAAUGCCAUACUCAGGUCUAUUCGGAUAUACUACCAUAAUCAAGAUGGCAUGACGUUUCACGAAGCAGCUGUCUUCAUCAUAUGGAGUCUUACGAUACUAGUAUGGUUCCUGCGAGACCCGUACUUUUUUUCCGGGUGGACAUCACUCUUCACCCUCAAAGAAAAAGUGCACGGCGCGACACCGGCGUUCUUUUCGGUCGCACUUUUAUUCCUGAUUCCCGCGAGGCCCAUGCACGAAGCAAGCGGCCCCUCGCUCACAGAGUGGUACGUUGUCCAAAGGAAGACAGCGUGGGAUGUCCUGCUUCUUAUGGGAGGAAGUUAUGCUCUGAUCAGGGCAUCGGAGAUGUCCGGCCUAUGUUCCGCAGUGGGAUCUUUCUUCGCCUUCUUGGACUUCGUACCGAGGGUACUGCUUGUGGUAAUAAUGUGUGUUUUGACUACCAUCUGCACAGAAGUGGUCGGUAGCGCAACUGCUGCAAGCAUCCUACUCCCACUAAUGGCGGCCUUCGUGCGAGCACUCCGCAUUCACCCUCUUCACUUGAUGCUUCCGGUCACCGUAUCCGUCUCGUACGCUUUCGUAUCCCCUCUGUCAACACUGUCCAACACUAUUGUCUGCGACCACGGCAGCAUAGAGGCUUCUUUUAUGGCUCGAACAGGGAUUGUCGUGAACAUCUUCUGCAUUGCUGUUCAAUCUAUUUGCGUUCAUACUGUAGGAGUAUUGAUAUUCCACAUAAACGAUCUACCGCCUUCGAUAGAAGGCACCAAUUCGACGGCAAUAACGUCGCCGAAGUACUCAAGAGCUGGAGAGGGGAAAACAAAAUGGUUCUUCCCAGCAUACGGUUUAUGAUGUUUGCAAUUACACCUUAUAUAUGAUA